AUGACGAGAAGGCGAACUGGGCGGAAAAAGCAGAAAGUUGAGAAACGAGGAGCGGACACAAUGAUGGGCGAGGAACGUGGCUGUUGGGACCUCUCGGCGCGGUCGGCGGAGCAGAAGCUGGGGCAGGCGAUGCUGCAUGACGUGGCCCCGCCUCGCUCCGCCGCGUGCGAGCUUCUGCUGCAGGCGUGCGAGGAGGGACCUGGAAGGUCGGGAGUCCCAACCAGGAACCGGUUGUCUCGGGCGGGAGUUCGCGGCCUGUACGAGCAGAUGGUCGUGCAGAAGCAGCGGGCGGCGUCGCUGAAAGACCGGGUGGUUCUGGUCGGAAGGAGCGGAACCGGAAAAACUAGACUGAUCAAUGACAUCUGCGAAGCGUCCGAGCCGGACGCGUCCGAGUACUGCGCGCGCGUCCAAGAGAAGAUCGCGCAGAUUGGCGAGUGGGACGAGCUCACGCUCGUCGACGCAGAGCCCCACGAGAUCCCGCGCGCGGACACCGUCGCGGCCGCGCGCGCGGGGGACAGGGUCGAGGUUUACUUCCCGGAGAGCGACGAGUGGUGCGAGGGAGAGGUAGUCCGCGUCGAGCGGGCGAAGCACGUGGUUAAGUUCCCCGGGGAAGCAGAACCGGCCACUUUGUCGCUUCGGGACCACGACGUUCCGGAAGCAAGCGGCGCCGGCGUCUGGGCACGCAAGAUCUGGAACCUGCGCUUCGAGAGUAGGCGCCCGGAACCAGAACCGGAAGUUCAAGGCAGCUUCUACUUGCUGCCGGAAGGAGACGUCUCAGACACGACCCAAGUCAAGUGCGAGAUCACGGCGGGGCCGCGCGCGCGCGCGCGCAUCUACUACGAGCCCAUAGCCGCUGUAGCUGAGCCCAUUCUCAGACUCAAAGAUUUAUGGAGAACGACAAAGUCGAAUGACUCUCCACCCAGAGGAGCGCGCGCGCGCCCUUCGAAGAGGUCUCUCGUCGACAUGUUGGAUCUGGGCGCCAGCGACGGGGAUGAGAAUACGGCAGAGGACGGUGUGAAUACGGACGAAUGCGGUGCGAAAACGGCUGUCGAGGGCGGUGUGAAUGCGGGCGAAGACGCGGAGAUUGUACGGGAGCGGUGGCUGCAAACCGCACUGGCGCUUCUGGGGAAGCCUGUUAACACCCCCGUGUCAGACCUGGUCGAGGCGGACUUCGAGCUGCCCGCGCGGUGCCGCGCGCGGCUCAGCGCGGCCCCGCGCGCGGCUCAGCGCGGCCGGCAAGCAAUCAGAAUAGGAAAUCCGGUUCCGCAGGUCGAGAUCUUCGCGCCCUGCCGGAGCACGUCCCCGGGCGGAACGGACGGCGACACGCUGUAUACGGAGCACAUAUUCCGAAUCCGCCACUUCGUCGCCUCGCGCACCUGGGGGUGCUACCUGCCCGGAGGAAGGGCGCGCAAUGAGCCCCACUGGCGGCUGGUGCACAAGGUGGUGAUCCAGCUCGCGGUCACGGCGGCGCUGCUGCAUGACUUUGUCGACCUGCCCGGGGUGUCCAACGACGCGGGACCGUUUGGGGCAGACGCUUUAGAGGCCGCCAUCCGCCGCCUUGCCAAGACUCUCCUCAUCUGCACCGGAGAGGAGGGCGACCAGGAAACCGCUAUCCAGCAGAAGCCGGUCGCCGCGAUCUGCGCGGGCGACCUGUGGUGGAAAGAGGAAAAUGCGCGGGUCCACAGCACGGCCUUGGUGACUGGGCAUGCGCACAACACUCAAGCGGAACGGAAUAUCCUUCAAGACGCAGAAAGGGACUGGGUUUCUGCUCGGCGGCUCGCCGUUGCGGCCGCGCUUGAGAACCUGCUGAUCGCCCGGGAGAACCUGCCCCGGGGCCUGGCUGAGGAGAAAGCCCGGGAGAUUGCCGCCCGGGUUACGUUCCUGGUUAUCUACCCCGGUUUACUGUACCACCCCAAGUGCAUCCGAAUGUUCGGCCAGCAAAUUCAAUACCUGCCCAUCUCGGAGGACGACUCCCGCAUGCCCCAGCUCCAGGACUUCCUGCGCGAAGGCGGCCGCGGUGACCGGAGCCGCGAGGUGCGCGCGCUGGUCGCGCGCGCUCAAGAGCUGCUGGGCCGGUUUGAGGAGAUGGGCGCGGGGAUCUUCGCGCUCGCGCGCGCCGUCGUCCAGCCCAACAAGCUGCGCACGUUCAAGGACGCGCUCGCGCGCGCGAGCGCAACCAAAAAGCUCAAGCUGCCCAGGAUGCCGGGGGCCGUGCUCGCGGGUGCGAAGGAGCGGCUGAGAGAAAGUUUGGACGAAUCCGUUGAAGGUUGUACGGACCUCAGAUGCGGACAGGAGAUCGCUCGGUUGGUGCCGCACAACUCCGACCAACCCGGCCGCGUACCCCCGUCUCGUUUCGAGGGGGACCUCCAGCAGGCGCUCGACAGCGGUCCCGUACCCCCCCUCCUGAACCACAUGGAGUUCGAAGACGUCCACCUUCAAGACGUCAUGAUUGCGCCAUUCCAGCUCCACCAGACGGAGAACCUCUACAGGGUUUUGGGCAUCGCGGCCGCGGGCGGCGCGGCCGCGGACGGGUUGAUCCGCUGCAACGUGGACGCCAUCGUGGCCCGCCACGUGGGCGGCUUGCGCGCGACGCGCGUGUUCGAGGUGAUUCGUCGCGCGGCGGAGCAGGAAACGGCCGCCGAGACCGCGCGCCUGUGCAUCAGGCUGCAGCGCGGCAAGCAGAAGAGGUGGGGACAAACGGCGAGCGGGCAAAAGUCGAAGAUGGCAGUGAUCGAGUCUGCGGGUCGGCCGCUGGCAGCGAUCGGCACCGAAAUGAUUGUGGAGGGAAUCGCGUCCCGGCUAAGGCAAGCGCUGUCUCAUGUUACGGCCGACCUCCGGUCCCUCCUCCCCCGCCUAAACCUGCGCGAGCUGCACACCCUCAUGAAGCGCGCGCACCUCGCCGCGCUCGCAUCCCUGCUCGCGCGCGCCCAAAGUCUGCAGACAAGGCUUGGAGAAGUGCUUCUCAUCGAAGAAGGUCUUGAUGACGUGGGCACAGAGCACGAUGACGUGGCAGAGUGGAGAGACUGGGGCGCCGGCGAGACGCGCGACCUCCUCGCGGCGCUCGAGCGCGCGGGGUUUGGGGGUUCAGACGAGAACCGAGCGAAGGUUCUGUGGGGGGUUCUGAGCUCGGAGGCGCGCGGCGCGGCUGCGGAGUGUUCCGCGAACGAAGCAAUGGAGUACGUUCGACAGCUGGAGCGUUACUUCGGAAGCGCGGAUGAGGGGGGACUGAAGUUCGCCCAGGGAUGUUUUGCGGAAGCGGCGCGGGGAGAGCUGUCUGGGUCGGGGGAUAGCCCCGGUCGCGAAAGAGUGCAGAUGGGCCUCCCGGAGGAGUACGCGCGAGCGGACUCUGAUCUGUUACGCUUGCUCAAGGCCAUCAACCAGCUUCAUCACCGGUUGAGUUCUUCCCCAAAUCUUCGGGCCCACAAGGCCUCCGACCGGGAAGAGAUCGCCAAGAUCCUCAACCGUUCAGUGAUGAAGGCCGAGCAAACUCCCGCACAGAGGGAUGGCCCCGACUCUUCGAUUCGGCAACCUAACGCCAGAGCUUCAGGUGGACAACCGGGAAAGAAAGGAAACACGGCAGCGGAGUCAAAAAGAGGGGGAGGAUUUAGGGUCCUCGGCGCAGCCGCCGCCGCGAACGCCGGCAAGGGAAAGGGGCUGGUGGGCGACGCCGCCAGGGAGACUCUGGCGAAACGGUCGCCUUCAGGCUUCGGUUCCGCGGCCGCGCCCGCGAAGCACGCGCGUUUGGAGGGGAUAAGGUUGGGGGCAAACUUAAAUGAGACAGCUGCCGGGGAGUCACCGAGAAGCGAGGGUGCUAUGGCCGCACUCAAGCGUGCGCGUGCCGCCGGACUAGGCGAGGACGAGGGGGGACGGAACGGAACGGAAUCGAAAGGGACGGAAACGAAGCGGUCCAGAGCGGUCAGCGUAGAGGGGCCCCAGCUUGUUGAGAUCAAGGACCGGUUUGCGAAACGGAAUACAGGCAGCGAAGAAGAAGAACGGGGGGCAUCCCCCGGUCAGAACGUGGCGGUAGAAGGCCCCGAGGAAAAUGAUUGUAAGGUAAAGACUGGUGUGGAGUCGGCUGGAAAAGGGACCCCGGAAUCCAAUGAGCGCGCUCGCGCGCGCUGGUUCGCGAAGCAGUUUUGGGACGAGAAGAAGCUGCACUUCGUGAUCAGAACCGGGGUGGUGUUAGAGGGGCCGUUUUUAGGAAAAAGAGCGACUCGGCAGUCGGUCUACAGGGUGAGGUACGACGACGGUCGGGAGGAGACAACCGGGCUCCAAAAGGCGCAGCUUUUUGAUGAGAACCCGUUCGAACAGGAAGCGGAAGGCCCACGGAAAGCGCAUCGCAAGGGCGGAAACGGAAAGAAGGCGACAGCCGCCGCCCCGGCUGACGGUGACGGCGACGCUGUUAUGGAGCAAGGGCACAGCGCGGGCGUCGAAGCGUUCGAAAAAGCGUCGGAAAAGGACGGAAAAGCAAGCGGCAACGGAAACGAAACCGGAGAGCGGAAGGGGAACGGAAACGGAAACGGAUCCCUAGCGAGACCCUGGCGCGCCAUCGAGGUGGGCUGGUUCUUGGAGCGCCUGGGCGCGCAGUACGGCGCGUCGGCGCAGGGUUUCCAGAAGGCGUGGCGCGACUAUGAAGUGUCCGCUCUGCCGGACGGCGUCCGAAUCGAGUACCGGCCCCGGGCGUCCGGCGACCGUACGGACAGGUACUACAUCUAUGAGUGGCGUGGGGAUCCCUCUGAGCCCGCGCAGACGUUCCGAACAACAGCCUCGUCAAGCUUCAGCAGUUCUUCGACGAGAAGGCGGGCGGCGCGCCGGUCCGCGCGCUGUGCGCGAGUCGUGGGAGGCAAGGCACGACAGG
Klebsormidium nitens is the source of this 4858-nucleotide messenger RNA. The record is from the annotation of a GenBank genome assembly. NCBI's taxonomy places the organism in Eukaryota, Viridiplantae, Streptophyta, Klebsormidiophyceae, Klebsormidiales, Klebsormidiaceae.